AUGUCUGGCACAAGCACAACAUAUAACUUUCUCAUCAUCUUUUUUGUUGCUCUGGGAUCUUUCACCUACGGCUUCAACUCGGCUAUCAGUGGCUCUGUCAUCGGCCUUUCGUCGUUCCUCGACUACUUCAAUCUGACUACAAGCGGACCAGGGGCUUCUAAGAGCAACCAGAUCAUUGGCGCCAACAAUGCUCUCUUCGCAAGUGGCGGUGUCGUCGGAUGCAUGAUCGUCCCUUGGUUGUUGGAUCGUUGCGGUCGACGUCUUGCCAUCCAAACCACCUGCAUCAUCUGCAUCAUCUCCGCAGUCAUACAAGCCGCUUCAGUCCAUACCGCCAUGUUGCUCAUCGGUCGCUGUAUCAACGGAAUCGGGGUUGGCAUGAUCGAUGUGGCUGUACCAAUUUACCAGUCCGAGAUUUCCCCAGCAGAUGUCAGAGGUCGAAUGGUCGGCUCUCAUGGAUUUCUAGUGGUCUGCGGCUAUGCCAUGGCUGGAUGGGCUGGCUACGGCUGCUUCUUCAUUACCAAUCAGGCUCUUCAGUGGCGUCUUUGCCUGGCGUUCCAGGUCAUCGCUCCUCUCCUGCUUGCAAUCGGAUCCCCCUGGAUGCCUGAAUCCCCUCGAUGGCUGUGCAAAGUUGACAGAGCUACUGAUGCCCUGAAAGUACUUGAGAAACUGCACCCUAGCACAGAAAGGCACCCAGAGGGCCACUCUUUCGCUGAGCAUGAGCUCCACCAGAUUCACAACCAGCUCGAGAUUGAAAAGCGAGAAAACGCUGCGACAGGAUGGAGGGAGGCUUUCUCAAGGCCUUCGUAUCGCAAGAGACUUUUGUAUGGAUUUUUCGUUCAAUGCGUUGCGCAGUCGACUGGUGUUCUUGUUGUCAACAACUACCAAGUUCUUCUUUAUGAUGGUCUUGGCCUCCGAGGCUCAAUCGCCCUUAUGCUCUAUGCCUGCUAUAACUCUCUCGCUGCUUUUAUGAACUGGGUCAACAGUUUGAUCCUGGACCGCUUCGGAAGAAUCCGUAUUAUGGUUAUAGGCCUCAUCGGCUGCUCCCUAUCUCUAUGUGGCUUCACUGCCAUGGUUGCUGAGUUUGUGGGCACAUCUAACAAAGUAGGCAAUGGAUUUGGCGUCUUCUUUCUCUACCUCUUUGUUUUCUUCUACGGCGGCACCAUGGAUGCUUCUUCCUAUGUCUAUUGCGCUGAGAUCUUCCCAACCUCAAUCAGAGCCCAAGGCGUUGGUUUCAGCGUGGCUGGUCUAUUCAUGAUGACCCUGAUCUACACUCAGACUGCUCCUACUGCAUUCGAGAACGUAGGUUGGAAGUAUUAUCUGGUUUUUAUCAUCAUUCCCUGGAUUGGUGUAUUCGUUAUGCAGAAAUACUUUCCGGAGACUGCGGGGCUCUCUCUUGAAGACAUCGCCGUCUUGUUUGGUGAUGAAGCGGCUGUCAAUGAGAAUGGCCCUAGCGAAAAGUCAGCUCAAGCCUCUGUUGUACAAGAGGAGAAUUGCCGUGGUGGUGAAGUGGCCAACAACGAGAAAGGCUUCGGCUCCCAUCAAGUUGAAGGAGCCUGA
Molecule: messenger RNA, 1557 nt
Organism: Fusarium odoratissimum NRRL 54006
Lineage: Eukaryota; Fungi; Ascomycota; Sordariomycetes; Hypocreales; Nectriaceae
Exons: 4
Coding region: 1-1557 (518 amino acids)
Biological process (GO): carbohydrate transport; transmembrane transport
Cellular component (GO): membrane
Molecular function (GO): carbohydrate:proton symporter activity
Source: RefSeq, a predicted model, not a curated record